Messenger RNA from Leptopilina boulardi, 1042 nucleotides. RefSeq lists its product as uncharacterized. NCBI's taxonomy places the organism in Eukaryota, Metazoa, Arthropoda, Insecta, Hymenoptera, Figitidae. The record is from RefSeq and is a predicted model, not a curated record. Bases 354 to 971 code for a protein of 205 amino acids. The transcript has 5 exons.
AUACUUUGCACACGUGUUAAAAAAUACUGCUAUAGAUAUGCGGGUAACCGACAACUCUCUCUGAAAAAUUUUACUGAAAAAAAAGCGCAAAAGAAUAUUAAAAACUCGUGCCACAUCCAACAUUAAAGUUAUAUUUACAGUACUCUACCAUCGUCUUUACUACUCUUUUCUGUUACUUUCAAGUAACUGUUGGCAAAUUACAAAAAUAUGAAGAAAACAUAUGUCACGCGGUGUAAAACUUUAGUCUACAAAUAUUCUUUGUAGAAAAAUCCAUAUGGCGAACAGGAGAAUUUGGCAGGAAUGUUCUGUUACCUGUUUUACAAGUGAAUUGCGAUUCAACUAGGCUGAUAAAAAUGAAUGUCAAAGUUGUUAUCGUGAUUUUACUGAGCAUAGAGUGCGCUUGGCGAAUCGGAAGUAAAGGAGUUGAUGCGAGAAGCAAGAGGCAAACUUUGUAUUCACCACCCAUUGUGUACCCUAACGGUGGUAUUUUCAAGCUACUUGUGGGAAUUUCUGUACCAAUAGCGUUGCCUGGAAGAACUUUAGUCUUUGGGCAAAAUUUUCAAUUUCAAUAUGCAGCGCCGCCAAAUGCGUCAUUUUUCACAGACUUCUUUUCGAAAUCUUCUCAUCGUCGUCGUCGUCGACGAGAGACUGAAAUUUCGUUAGACCGGAAAAUCGCUUAUGAAUUUUUUGAAAGUGAAUUUGAAAGAAGAGGUUUAAGUGGACGAGAUUGCUUGAAGAGAAGCAUAUGUGAAGCUACUGAAAUUCCAUUAAAGGAAGAGGGUUUAGUGGGUGAACUUCUCGAAGUACUUCUGACGCCGAUUCAUGGGUCGUUUCCGAAUAACGAUUAUUUCGAGGCCAUGAAAGCGGGAGAACAAGGGGUCGACUGUCUACAGCUUUAUUCAUCUUGUCCUCAUGGAUAUGGAAUAUUGGAUUAUAUAUCAAGAAUCAACUAUUUCGAUCAAACUUUAUGAAGUCAAUAUAGAGAUUGAUUUCAUUAUAUAGAGAGAAACAAUAACGAUUUGUAAAUUUAUUUAAAUUCUAA